Molecule: messenger RNA, 2934 nt
Organism: Nasonia vitripennis (jewel wasp)
Lineage: Eukaryota; Metazoa; Arthropoda; Insecta; Hymenoptera; Pteromalidae
Exons: 10
Coding region: 65-2845 (926 amino acids)
Biological process (GO): N-glycan processing; carbohydrate metabolic process
Molecular function (GO): alpha-glucosidase activity
Source: RefSeq, a predicted model, not a curated record
GCGUUUGAUAGAGGCAGCCGCGUAGUGUUGCCGCGGAUUCGCAACGAUAUCCCCGACUGGGAAAAUGGAUUUCGGAAGCUAUCGAGAUUCCGAUGAGCUGUUCGAGAAGAAAAAAUCGGUGGACUGGUUGAGCUGGUGUUGCCUCAGCCCCUUCACCAAGUACGUCCUUCCGAUCUUCCUGACGUGCGUCGUCCUCGUGCUCGGCGUCUACUUCGGACUGCUCGCUUGGCUGUCCAGUGACCUGGACGAUUUCGGGAGCCAUUCGACCUGCCACCUGCAGCCGAUUUAUUACGUUCCAUGUCUGUCCAAAACAAGCGAACUCGACGAGGGCAAGUGUCUCGAAGUCGGCUGCUGCUGGCGACGGGACACCGGGAUGUGCUAUCAUCCCUUUCCCUCGCCCUACGGCUACAUAGUCGACGGACAGUCCGGAGAUGACAAAGUCAUCAGGUCGACGCGAGAGCGAAGCCCAAGCGGCGGAGAGAUUCGUCAAAGACUCGUGUUUCAUGUGGAGGAAGUUAGCGACCGCCAUGUGCGAAUUGCUUUGAAGACAAACGCUGACAAAUUCCAGAGCAAGGCGAGGAAGUCCAGAGCCGCGAGUGGAAGACUCGUUGAUUUCGGCGGCUUCUUUGAUUUCCUGCCCGGUGACGGGACAGCGACGGUCGAGAAGCUCGCGUUGGACGGAAAGUCCUCCAUCGAGGUCUUAAUGCACGAGCCGAACUUCUCCGUCAGUCUGAGGCGCAGCCCCGACGAAAGCUCGCCUGCGAAAGGCACACUGCUCCUGAGCACUGCUCGCGGCCCGCUUAUCGUCACCGACCACUACUGGGAAUGGACGCUGUACAUGACUAGCGGCUCCGGCACUAUUUACGGCCUCGACAGUCUCGAGCUUAAUGGCACCACUAAUUGGAUCUACAACAAUGAAAACGCGACGGUUAAACCAGCUUUCGUGGCGAUAGAUAAUCGAGGCAACGCCAUGGCCUGUUUGGUCGACUUUGCCGGGCCCCUCGAGGUUCAGGUGCUGAACGAGUCCAACUUGGUGAUCCUCCGCGGCUUUUCCGUCCCGGACGAGAUCGCCAUCGAGGUGUUUUCCGGACCCAGCGGCACCGAGGCUUCUCAGCAGAUAGCUCUCGCCACUCGUUCCGCAAGCUCACGCCUCCUGCAGUCUUCUCUCUACGGUCUUCACCUCUGUCCGGAGGUGGGAAGGAACAAGAAGCUCACCCCGGCCCAGGAAGGACUCGACAGUCUCAAAUCGUCGAUCGACUCGAUGAAGAAGCUGCAAGCUCCCUGGGACUCGCACUGCUUGUACCGCAAGCUCGGUGGCUUGGGCUUGCAGCAAGCCAAGCUCUCGGAGGCUGAGAAAAAAAUCAUCGACGAAGCGAAGAGCAUUUUGGGGACGGCUGGGAAAAGUCUCGUCUCGCACUUGACGCCGAUGCUCCUCAACAAACCAGGCGACGAGCUGCAGUCGGCCCUCUCAAAAGAAUCCUGUCUGCUGCUCAACGGGAGUAGCGUCUACGCGGGAUCAUACGAGAGCCACCCGGUCGUCUAUCCGAAUUGGGCAAGCUCGAGAGCCAGAGAGUUAGCAGGCAAAAGCCUCGACGCAUACUUAAGCGAGCUUUCGCCGGAUUUUAUCGUCUUGAGGGACGACUGGCCCAAGGACGAGACGGAAAGGCCGAGGAUCGAAGAGACCCAGUUGGACUAUUUGCCUGAGGGCUUGCGGUCGCUGAUGUCGAGGCGCACACUACCCUACGAUCUAGUGGAGAACGACGGGAAGCAUUACACUCACCACAACUCGUACGCCCGAAGCUUCGUCGACUUUAUUGCUUCCAAGUCGCCCUUUAUGGAGAUAAGGGGAGAAAGCUGCAACGUGGAAAAGGUCAAGGCAAGUUGGGAUUCGUUGAGGAGAGUACUGCAGGCAGGAAUAGCAGCCUCCAUGAUGGGUUACGUCCCAACGGCGAUGUACGUCUGCGGAGCCGAGGAUCCAUACGACAGGAUCGACGAGGAGCUGUGCGACAGAUGGUACGGCGCAGCUGUGUCCUGGCCCUGGAUUCUCAGCCUCCCGGAAAAGUCACCUGGCUCUUCUCGCCUCACCAGUACCACCUCGAGACGCAUAGCCGAGCUUCUUCGUCUUCGAUCUUCUCUUUCCACCUAUCACCACACUGUCCUGGCUUCUUAUCAGCGAACAGGUUUUCCAAUUCUGUCGACCAGUCGAUUGCACUACCCCGACGAGAUCCAGCUGCGAAACGUGACUCUCGGCCAGUUCUUCUGGGGCGACAGCCUCUUAGUCGGCCUGGUGACCCAGCCGAAGCGAAAGCAAGUGCACAUGUGGCUUCCGGGCAGGUAUCAAUGGCGUCACCUUCGCGGCGGUUCAGCAAUCGAUCCCACGUGGAACGGAAGCAGCAUCUCCGUGCCCGUCUUUGACGGACAAAUCGUCACUCUGCUGCGGCCAGGUCGAAUCAUUUCGCUUCACGAGAUAGACCCUGCGGAUCCUCCGAGCAACAGCGGCGAAGCGAUGCGCAAAAACCUCCAGCUCUCGGCGAACCUGCUCUGUACGGACGAGAAUACGUGUAGCGCCAAGGGUCGUGUUUACUACGGUGACAGUAGCGACGGCGAGUUUCUGCUCGCUCGACUGGACGGCACCUCAAGGCUGACGCUGGAGAACGUGUCGAAAGUGAAGGCAGUGGCGUGUGGAGGUAGCAGUAGUCAGGCGACUAUAAUAGAGAACGUCGAGGUGUUGGGGCAAGGAAGUGCUAGCUUGAAGUUGGACUUUUGCGAGUACGAGUUGGCGGAAGGGGUGGACGAGAUCGUGGGGACGUUGGAUUUCAAAAAGGUGGAGGAGGUGAUAACGUGAAGAUGCGAUGAUUUGUAUUAAUUGUUUUUAUGCAGUUGUAUUCUUGCGACAGUUUGUAUUUUAAUGUAAUAAAAAAAAUUUGUUGUAUA